AGGAAGCACCUGGUGAAUAAGAGGGAAUAAAUGUACACAACCAGGCCCUUAUCUUUAUACAAACGUUCCACAGAAGCCAUCUCAUCAACGCCAGAAGGUCCAAAUUCUGGUUAUUUGGUACUCCGAGAUGAAGAAUCCACACCAACAUAUUUGUUCGGGUUGAUCAAGGGCUCGUCUAUAGAUGAUCUGCCAUUUCCACAAAAUAAGCGCCUCUCUGUCAGAUAUACAACAACCAGCAAUCAUAACGGGCACACCUCUCACCAUACUUCUGAUGAUGAGGUUUACUUGAUUCCUGUCAUCAACAAGCCACUCUCAUCCAACCAGUAUUAUGCAAUCAAAGCAGAUGGGAAAACAAAGGGGGAAUCAUAUGCAAGCUCAAGAGAAGAAGACAUAGGAACUAGCUGCUUUUGCAUCCCAACCAUCCGAGAUGUAAAACCAAGACCACCCUUUGAUGCAAAUGACAUAUAUCAGCAAUUUCAGUUCUCUGUAAAACAAACUUUUCUUGGUGGAAACCAGCUCUCAGCUAGAUCCGUAGCACCUGAUGGUCACCCACCAUAUUUUUUACGCAGAAAAGGAUGGCAUAUGAGCUCCAAAUCUCUAAAAAAUUUCAACAUGGGAGAGGCUCGCGGUAUUGACUCCUCCCUUAGAGCUCGUCUUCCAGACUUCAAUAUUUUCUCUUCUCAAGAAAGCUCAACAUCUGUGGUUGUUGGUAAGUGGUACUGCCCUUUUAUGUUUAUCAAAGAUGGGAGUGAGAAAGACCAAAUCAAGAAUUCCAUAUAUUAUGAAAUGACACUUGAGCAACGAUGGGAGCGGGUUUUUACUGCUGAGAGAAGCAAUAAUGAUCAGGAAAAGACAGUGAUAGUUGAUGUGGUGGUUCCAGCAGAGGUGGUAAGAAUUGCAGGGCAGCUAGAAGCGCAAGAAGAGAUGAUUGAUGGCAGAGGAGUGGUGUGGUACAAGGCAAUAGAUGGAAGUGGAACAGUAUAUCGGAUGGGGCUGAGCUCACUGAUUGUAGAAAGAAUAAUGUGGGAAGAAGGAAGAGUUGGAUGGACUAAAGAGAAAGAAAAGUGGAUCAAUGUGGUAAAAGAAGAAAAAUAUGAAGGAAUAACAGACUGGAAAGCUUUUGGUUGCUAUUUGCUUGUCGAAAGUUUUGUUCUGAAGCGGGGUGAUGGAAGCAUUAUUCUGACAUAUGAUUUCAGGCACACUCAUCAGAUACGAAGCAAAUGGGAAUGAUCAAUGAGUCCUGCAUUUUCUGGACAGAUAUGAAAAACUGUCUUCCUACAGUCCUGCUAUUCUGCAUGAUCCCUUGUAAACAUACAUAUACUUGCAAGGUCUACAAGGAUAUUGUAAAUAUGUAAUAACCUUAUAUUUUGUUGUAUUUUUUUCCCUCUUUUUAUUCCAAUAAUCUCCAUUGCUUUCA
Molecule: messenger RNA, 1417 nt
Organism: Chenopodium quinoa (quinoa)
Lineage: Eukaryota; Viridiplantae; Streptophyta; Magnoliopsida; Caryophyllales; Amaranthaceae
Exons: 2
Coding region: 31-1230 (399 amino acids)
Source: RefSeq, a predicted model, not a curated record